AGUUUUGUCAUAUUUUGAGGCUGUUCUUUAAGUAUGUGCUUGAUGGAACUGAGUGAUUUGAGGGAAAAUAACUACUGUGGGCUUGCAUCUCUUGACUGGUGAGCCAAGAGAUCAUCUGUUUCCUAUUUCAAAACCAUUCACCGAACAGGAGCGCAGACAAACUUUUGACAUUUGACCUCAUCCCACGAAAUCCUCCUCGCUGCCGCCGUCACUGGAGGACUCAGGAAUGGACCGUGUGCUGUUGCUGGUAGCGAUGGUGUACUGGUCACUAUCAGGGGUCAGUCCUCAGUGUGACAUGAUCAACAUCUCUAUCCCCUUGGAGAGAGAGGAGUGUGGAAAAUGCAUCAUGAUUGAUGUAGCCUCUUGCGCAGGCUUUUGCCUCACUCAGGAUCCUGUGUACAAGAGCUCCCUAAUCGCACACGCCCAGAACUCCUGCAGCAUCUCAGAGGUUACCUACAAGACGGUGCACUUGCCCGACUGCCCAGAGGGAGUGGACCCCACUGUCUCCUACCCAGUUCCCCUCAGCUGCAAGUGCGACCAGUGCAGCGUGGAAAGCACAGACUGCAGUAGCUUCCACAUGCUGAGCUGCCAAACCCACUAGGCAGUGCUUCAGAAGAAGUACAGUGAGAAAGGGACCUUGAUGCAGCAAGAAAAAAAACGACUUUUGUUCCCUUUAACGUGAAUCUGUGAACCUUAGAAAAUUAAACAGAUUUUAUUACUGCACUCGUCUUGACUACCCUUUCAUAACAUAUACAUCACACUA
Molecule: messenger RNA, 763 nt
Organism: Brienomyrus brachyistius
Lineage: Eukaryota; Metazoa; Chordata; Actinopteri; Osteoglossiformes; Mormyridae
Gene: fshb
Product: follicle stimulating hormone subunit beta
Exons: 2
Coding region: 227-601 (124 amino acids)
Biological process (GO): G protein-coupled receptor signaling pathway; ovulation
Cellular component (GO): extracellular region; cytoplasm
Molecular function (GO): hormone activity
Source: RefSeq, a predicted model, not a curated record